Molecule: messenger RNA, 2620 nt
Organism: Solea senegalensis (Senegalese sole)
Lineage: Eukaryota; Metazoa; Chordata; Actinopteri; Pleuronectiformes; Soleidae
Product: solute carrier family 2, facilitated glucose transporter member 11-like
Exons: 1
Coding region: 282-1949 (555 amino acids)
Biological process (GO): monosaccharide transmembrane transport
Cellular component (GO): membrane
Molecular function (GO): hexose transmembrane transporter activity
Source: RefSeq, a predicted model, not a curated record
GAUUAUUACGUGGCGCGGCUCAAGCUGAGAGUGUGCCUGACAGGUAAGCCUGAGGACAUAAUUUACGUCAUUCAUCGACAUAGCGGCAUCGAAUGAGGAUAUGUAUUUGGUUUCACUCGAGCUAAAACUCCCUUAUGUAAACUGUAAAAUAUGUUUAAAUUAUUAAGCGACGUGUGAAAUUUUAGCUAUCGCAAGUUAACCGUAGCUCUCAUAAGGGACUGCAGAAGGGUACAGGCAAGUGCCGGCGUCACGUGUACUCCUCGCGAACACCUGGGUCUAAGAUGACCUCAACGGGUGAAACUAAGCCAGGAGACACCAGCAGACCCUCAGGCAAUGGCAGGACUCUCGCACUGACGGUGUGCUCUGCAGGCAUUGGAGGCACCUUCCAGUAUGGCUAUAACAUCUCAAUCAUCAACGCCCCCACCAGCUACAUCCAGAGCUUCAUCAAUGACACCUAUGUUGAGCGAUGGGGCACAGGCUUGGACAUCCCUCAGGUGACAAUCUUGUGGACUCUGAUUGUGUCAGCCUUCUCUCUGGGAGGUCUGAUUGGGGCACUGCUGGCAGGUCCCAUGUCCGUCCACUGUGGCAGGAAGAAUUCGCUGCUUGUGAACAAUGUCUUCUUGUUCGUUGGAGCUAUUCUUGUGCUCACGUGCAAGGCGGCAAAGUCUUUUGAGAUGAUCAUCCUCGCCAGGAUCCUGGUGGGGAUAAACUCAGGUGUGAGCAUGAACAUCCAGCCUAUGUAUUUUGGGGAGAGUGCGCCCACACACCUGAGAGGUGCUGUGGCUUUCUCCUCUGCUGUUUUCACUGCUUUUGGGAUUUUCCUGGGUCAGGUGGUCGGACUCACUGAGCUGCUGGGCUCGAAGCCUCUCUGGACUUACCUACUAGCUAGUAACACUUUGCCCGGACUGAUCCAGCUGCUCACUCUUCCCUGGUUUCCAGAAAGCCCUAGGUAUCUCCUGAUUGACCGGGGAGACCGAGAAGCGUGCCUCCACGCAUUGGGCAGACUCCGUGGUGGAGAAGCUCCUGUUUUGGAAAUGGAGGAGCUAUGUCGAGAGCAGCAGCAAUUGGUAAAUAACAGAUCUGGGGCUGCUUCCAAGACACCCUGGUCCCUGUUUAAAGACCGUGACUUGAGAUCCCAGCUCAGAAUAGUCAUGGCUGCCAGCAGUGCCAUGAUGCUCUGCGGCAAUGACUCCAUCUACUUCUAUGCUUCCUACAUCUUUCUGGAAGCAGGUAUACCUUCAGACAAAGUUCAGUAUGCAGCCAUUGGCACUGGAGCGUCUGAACUAACUGCAUCUAUACUUAGCAAUCUUCUGAUUGAACGCAUGGGCCGUAGGUACCUUCUUCUUGGAGGGUACAGUCUAAUGUCUUGCUGGUCUAUAGUUUUUACCGUCGCUCUGAUCCUCCAGAGUCGUGGGGUGGCGGGAAUGCCCUACUUAAGCAUGGUAUGUGUUUAUGCCUACAUCCUCAGCUUUGGCUUAGGGCCUGCAGGAGUGACGGGGAUCCUACCAGCUGAGAUAUUUGAUCAGGCGGCUCGACCGGCUGCUUACAUGAUUGCCGGCUCAUUAAUGUGGCUCAGCCUGUUCUUGGUAGGAAUGUUGUUUCCCUUCAUUGUCAACGGCCUGGGGAACUUCUGCUUCCUGCCUUUCUUGGUGGUGUGUUUGAUAUCCGCUGUGUUUUUGGGGUACAGCGUUCCAGAGACUAAAGGCAAGACACUGGCCGAGAUUACAUCUGAGUUUCAGAGAAAAAGGGAUACGAAGAAAAGUAAGCCAGGGAAGCAGGAGGAUGGGCCUGUGGAGAAUCACUACCAGCUUGGUGCAGCCUCCUCCUUCACCUCCUUAAAGCAAUAUCCGGGUCCGAACCCAAUGAACGAGGACAGAAAUUUGAUAAAUUCUAGCGAAAGAGUAAACGAAUCAGACCAUGCGUUUGGAGUCAUUGAAUGCACUUUAUGAGUUGGGCAGAUUGCCAUAUAACUUUAAUAAUGAUAAUAAUAAAUUAAAUGUAUUUAUGGUUAGGAGCUUAGUCCUGUUGCAAACUAACACAAUAUAACAAUAUAACUAAAAAGACAAACAUGCUGCAAAUGCAGAUACACACUGCAAAAAUUUAUGAAAUUGCAGAGAAAGAGUUUUUUUUUUUUGAAUGAAUCUCCUGGAAACAUUCCUGUUGAAAUCUGUGCUACUUGCAGCAUGCAGCGCUAAAUUCAAAUCUAGUGUGUCAUUAGUACAUAGGAAGGAAAUCCAAAGUACAGCAGACAAGAAACGGCCAAAUCAAUCAAUCAAGACAAUAAUAUACCUCAAACGCUGCCUGAUAUUCCAACAUCAUGCUCACUCAAACUCUGUGAAUGCCUUACAAUCAUAUGGACAGUCCUUUAAUUUGCAUGGAUUAUAGGAUACACAUGGUACUGUAUCAGAAUGUCACCUGUUUAUUUCUAUUUAAAUCUCUUGUUUUUUGAUGACGUUUAUCCAGUUCAGUGAUCCAUGUACCUUUUUUGCAUGUGGUGAUUCAAGCGGAAAUGGUAGCAUUACAAUCUGGCAUCUUAUACUUGGUUAAUUCCACAGGUUGCCAUGCCGAUAUUUAUGUAUUUAAACUAUAUUAGAUAGACUUUGUUACAUUUUAAAGCUGC